Fragaria vesca subsp. vesca is the source of this 619-nucleotide messenger RNA. RefSeq lists its product as uncharacterized. The coding region runs from base 89 to 619 and encodes 176 amino acids. NCBI's taxonomy places the organism in Eukaryota, Viridiplantae, Streptophyta, Magnoliopsida, Rosales, Rosaceae. The transcript has a single exon. The record is from RefSeq and is a predicted model, not a curated record.
ACACUCAACAGAAUCAACAGUCGCACUGAAAUCUCGGAAAUUUCGCAGUCUGCAAAAGCUCGCCACUUGACCAAUUAUAUUUCCCAAAAUGCCCUCGGCCGGAACCACCAUCCACAUGACGGCCCUGGACGGCAUCGUCACCGUGAACUCCCUCUUCACCCUGGCCGUCUUCAUCGGCCUCACAUGGGACCCCAGAGACCCUUCCAACACCCUCAUCGAGCCACCAGACUCCGCCACGUGCACCCCCGGCCCGUCCGUCGCGCAGGACCUCGUCGCCUUCCACGUGUACUCCUUCUCCUCCUUCCUCUUCUCCAGCCUCGUCGCCCUGGGCCUGAAACAGGGGAUCCGCCUCACCCGGAUCCCCUCCUACCACCCCGCCGAGAUUCUCGCCCGCGUCAACAGCACCCUUCUCCGCGCCGGCAUGCUCGUCUCCGGCCUCGGCUCCGUCUCCGGCUGCGUCUUCCUCAUGCUCGCCUUGGUCAACGUCGUCCAGAUCAAGCUCGGCACUCUCGCGUGUGGCAGCGACCACACCCUCGCCGCCGUCAUCCCUCUCGUCAUCUUGGUCCCGGUGGCGCUUGUCAUCUACGUCGUCACUGUUCUCUACGCUUUCACGCGGUGA